This is a messenger RNA of Arctia plantaginis, 585 nucleotides long. The record is from the annotation of a GenBank genome assembly. NCBI's taxonomy places the organism in Eukaryota, Metazoa, Arthropoda, Insecta, Lepidoptera, Erebidae.
AUGGGGUCAUCACAUUCAAUUCGUUCAACUCACUUCCAACGUCCAACCAAGGAUGCCAACGUAGAGAGUAUUGCAGAGGAAGAAUUUGAUGACCAGCGCAGUAUCAGCAUCACCAACAAAAUGGUUGAAAGACUUGUGGAAGAUGCUACACUAGCAGGAGGCGCAGCUCCGGCUGCUCUACCACCCAAACCAAAAGUAGAGUACAGAGACAAGAUAUACUCGGAGAAACUGAAGUGCAUGGACGAUAACCAUUCCGAGAGAUGCAGAAUAACAAUGGAUGAUCUAAAUGCGAUGGCCAAUCGAAUAGAAUUACGAACGUCGAACAUGGUGAGCGUGGAACCGGUGUGCGUCGACUUUAAGAAGAAGAUUAUAGAAUGUUAUAAUGAAAACGAACCUGUAUCUGAAACUGUCAAAUGUUGGGAUGCUGUGGGUGACUUCACAAAGUGCGUGUCGGAGGCGGCGGGCACGCGGCUGCGCGCGCGCACGCAGCGCGAGGCGCGGGAGCACGCGCGCCGCACGCGCCACGUGGCGCACGCCCGCGAGCACGCGCUCAAGGACCUCGGCCCGACCUCAGUGCUGGACUAA